CAUCUUUUCGUUUGUCCUGGCUCAUUUUAUCAGCGGGCUCGUCAAGGCUGACAGAGUCCUGUUUCCUGUGCUGGGGACCAGGUGGGAGUACCUGCAUGCAGGGAAUGCAUACAAGUAGCUGAGAGUUCAACAUCUGAAAAACAUCAAUGGAAAAUAAUUUCAAUUUUGAGGGCAGUGACGUGUCCUAUGAAGACAAUGACUUGGCCUUCCCCUCUCCACUAAGACUAACUCCACCGGACCAGAGCGCCAUCUAUGACCUGGAGGGCGGGAGACGGGAAGAGGAGGAGAAUGAGCCACCUGUGGAGGCAUUCGUCAUCCCCAGGGAUUCAGAGGCUUAUCUGAACAUGAACACUAAUGCCACCACAAGAGGGGAUGCUCAAGCCUAUGUGGAGCUAAAUGAGCUCAUGGGCAGCACCUGGCAGGAGACUGGCCGCUGGGUGGGCUACGAGGAGAACUUAAACCCUGCCACCGGAAAAUGGAGUCCUGCUCAUGUCUCCCAUCUCACCUUCAAGAGUCUGAUCCAGCUCCGCAAGACAAUGAGCACAGGUGCUGUCAUCCUUGACCUGAAUGCCAGCAGUCUGUCUGCUGUGGCUGAGAAGAUUGUUGAUGAGCUGCUGAACAAGAAUGAGAUUCGUGGCACUGAUCGUGAUGGCCUGCUGAGAGCUCUCCUCCUGAGACGCAGUCAGACUGCAGGACCUACUGUUAGCCCCACUGGAGACAUUGAGAUGCAGACCUUUUCUGUUACCAAGAAGAGAGACACUUCUGACAACAUGGAGGCCUCAAUUGUCCUGUCGGGUGUCGUGGAAGUUCUGGAGAAACCUGUAGUGGCUUUUGUGAGGUUGAGAGACUCUGUGGUGAUGGACUCCUCGCUGGAGUCUCCUGUCCCUGUCCGCUUCGUGUUCGUGCUGGUGGGCCCAAGCCAGAGUGGGAUAGACUACAGUGAAAGUGGCCGCGCUAUGGGUGCUCUGAUGGCUGACUGGGUGUUCUGUCUGGAGGCCUUCUUGGCCCAAACUGACAAAGACCUGACCAACGCCAUUGCUGACUUCAUGGACUGCAGCAUUGUGAUCCCUCCCACUGAGAUCCAAGAUAGUGAAAUGCUUGCACCAAUCAUCAAUUUCCAGAAGAAGAUGCUGCGUGACAGGCUCCGUCCUUGUGACACCCGUCUUGCCUAUGGUGCCAGGGUCAGAGUUGAUAAACCUCCAGAGGAGCCGCGGGAGGACCCCCUGGCUCGCACAGGGUAUCCAUUUGGUGGGAUGGUGAAGGACCUGAAGCGCCGUUACCGGCACUACCUUAGCGACUACACAGAUGCUCUCAACCCUCAGGUCCUUGCUGCUGUCAUCUUCAUCUACUUUGCUGCCCUGUCCCCUGCCAUCACUUUUGGAGGACUUCUGGCUGACAAAACAGAAAAAAUGAUGGGCGUGUCAGAGCUUAUGAUCUCCACUGCCAUCCAGGGUGUCAUCUUCUGUCUCAUUGCCGCCCAGCCUGUCCUUGUCAUCGGCUUCUCCGGACCACUGCUGGUGUUUGAGGAAGCUUUUUACGCUUUCUGCAAGUCCCAGGGCAUUGAGUACAUCGUGGGCCGUAUCUGGGUGGGGAUGUGGCUGAUAGUGAUCGUGGUCAUCAUUGUUGCUGUUGAGGGCAGCUUCCUGGUCAGAUUCAUCUCCCGCUUCACUCAGGAAAUCUUCUCCAUCCUCAUCUCUCUCAUCUUCAUCUACGAGACCUUCAAUAAGCUCAUCAAGAUCUUCAAAGCCCACCCUCUGAUUCUGAACUACGACCAUCUGAAUGACACAAUGGACAACCCCUUCCACCCAGUCAUCAAGGAGCACGUUGAGUAUCAUCCAGAUGGCAACAUAACCAUUAAAGAGCUUGAGAUUGAAAGGCCCUUCCCCAACACUGCCCUGCUGUCUAUGUGUCUGAUGUUUGGUUGCUUCUUCAUUGCCUACUUCCUCCGCAUGUUCAAGAAUGGCCAUUACUUUCCAGGCCCACUCCGUCGUUUGAUUGGAGAUUUCGGUGUCCCCAUUGCUAUUUUCUUCAUGAUUGCUGUGGAUAUCAGCAUUGAGGAUGCUUACACACAGAAACUUGUUGUGCCAAAAGGCAUUGAGGUGACCAACCCCAAAGUCAGAGGCUGGUUCAUCAACCCCAUGGGAGAGAAGAAGGCCUUUCCCAUCUGGAUGAUGGCUGCCUGCUGUGUACCAGCACUGCUCGUCUUUAUCCUCAUCUUCCUGGAGUCCCAGAUCACUACGCUGAUUGUGAGCAAACCUGAGAGGAAGAUGGUGAAAGGAUCCGGGUUCCAUUGGGACCUGCUCAUCCUGGUCACCAUGGGGGGCAUCUCCUCUAUCUUCGGGGUACCCUGGCUUAGUGCCGCCACUGUGCGAUCCGUCACCCAUGCCAACGCUCUCACUGUCAUGAGCAAAGGCCCGAAACCAGAGAUUGAGAAGGUGGUUGAGCAGAGGGUCAGUGGCAUCCUCGUGGCCAUCAUGGUUGGCGUUUCCAUUUUCAUGGAGCCGAUCCUGAAGAUGAUUCCAAUGACAGCCUUGUUUGGUAUCUUCCUCUACAUGGGUAUCACCUCUCUGAGUGGAAUCCAGAUGUGGGACAGGAUGCUUCUCUUGAUCACACCAAAGAAAUACCAUCCUGGUGACGCCUACGCCACCAGGGUGAGCACAAUGCGGAUGCAUCUCUUCACUUUUAUCCAGCUUGUGUGCUUGGCUAUCCUAUGGGUUGUGAAGAUCAGUCCCUUCUCUCUGGCACUGCCUUUUGUGCUUAUUCUCACCAUCCCUCUGCGCAUGGCCAUGACCGGCACACUCUUCACUAACUUGGAGAUGAAAUGUCUGGAUGCUGAUGAUGCCAAAGUGACCUUUGAGGAGGAACCUGGGGUAGACGUGUACAAUGAGUCCCCACUGCCAUAAACAGCAUCAUAUCAUUCAUGUUUCAUUCACAAACUGCCAGUAAUUAUGUGACAAUUUCAUAUCAGGGAUCUUAAAAAAUAUGUAUUUGUAAACAUAUACAGUUUCAAACUUUUCUGUUCUGUUAUUAGUAUUUAUCUUUAAAGGAAACUCUCAGACAGGAACUCUCAUUUCUAGAAUUCAUAUUAUUAUUGUUAUUGUUAUUAUUGAGAUGUUAUUAUUAUUAUUAUUUCUGUAGCUGAAUCUAUGUGUGUGACCAAUAUUGUAUAUUGUCAAUCAUAUUAAAUUUUUCUUACUUAAGGUUGUUUAUUUAGCUAAACAUUAAGUUAUCAUUUGACCCAGGGGGAAAAAAACAUUUGAUUUCUUUAACUGAGGUGUUUUUCCUUAAGAUAUGGAGAAAAUUCAUUUAUAAUAUUGUUGUUUUUUUUCUUUUAGUGCAUAACUACAGCAUAGCUUAAAAGUGACAAGGGCUGCCACAUUGUAGAUCUGCCCGUGUUAUAAUAUUAUAAUUCCACUUAAUUUAAUGUUCACUAUUUAAGUUAAGCAAAUUUAAUCUCAUCAGCUUUAUGCACACGUACAAAUAAUGAUUUUUCAUGGGAUUGUCCCACCAGCCUUUCUCCAUACUUUGUUUUAACUUGUUACUCAGGUUUGCCUUAUUUGAUAUAUUUGAUGUAUGGUUUAUUGAACUUAAGGUUUACUUGCUGUUCAGUUGACUUGUUUAGAAUGUGUAUAGAAACAUAUGUAAUGCACUUAUAUCUGUUUUAGGUGAGUAGUUGCUGUAGUGAUUAUAAAAUGAGACAAGCAGUGAUGGGUAGACAGUUGAUAAUAAUAGAAUUAUUUGAGCUGACUGUUGCUUAUAAUCAGUGAAAAACUUAUUUGUAAAUGUACCUUAUUCUGCCUGUCCGUGUGUUUGUGUGCUUGAAACACUGUACAUGCUUGGUUUGAUUGGAAGGAUUUUCACUUUAUUAAAAAUAAAAACAUCCAUUAAA
This is a messenger RNA of Plectropomus leopardus (leopard coralgrouper), 3889 nucleotides long. RefSeq names its product solute carrier family 4 member 1a (Diego blood group) (gene slc4a1a). Gene Ontology annotation, cellular component: basolateral plasma membrane; plasma membrane. Gene Ontology annotation, biological process: bicarbonate transport; transmembrane transport; regulation of intracellular pH. Gene Ontology annotation, molecular function: bicarbonate transmembrane transporter activity; solute:inorganic anion antiporter activity; monoatomic anion transmembrane transporter activity. The record is from RefSeq and is a predicted model, not a curated record. NCBI's taxonomy places the organism in Eukaryota, Metazoa, Chordata, Actinopteri, Perciformes, Serranidae.